GGAUGCCGCGAUGCUGGACCAGGACAGCGGGCUCUCCCUCACCAUAGCGCGGAUCGUGCAGCGCCUGAAGGGCUCCAGCCUCCACUCCCAGCUGGAGCGACAGGCCCGGGUUAGCCUACACAAACCAGAAAUUAAGCUGGAAUCACUAAAAGAAGAUAUUAAGGAUUUUCUGAAGACAUCAGGUUGGGAAAAGAAGCUUCAGAAUGCUGUUUAUAGUGAACUCAGUGUGUUUCCUUCGCCCUGUCAUCCUGCAGCACCACCUGAGCAUAUGAAAGAACCAUUGGCUUACAUGAGGAAAGCACAGGGAAGCUGGGAGAAGCGAAUUCUGAAAAGUCUGAACAGCAUGUGCACGGAACUCAGUAUCCCACUAGCACAGAAGAGGCCUCUAAGUGAACAGAAAGAACUGCUUAAUAAAUGGAAUGAAAUGGGAACUGAUGAACCAGAUCUAAGUCUCUUUCGGCCUGUUUAUGCACCUAAAGAUUUUCUUGAAGUACUGAUGAAUCUUCGAAACCCAAAUUAUGAAAAUGGAGAACAGCCUACUUUCAGAAAUCAUCUGGGGCUAAUUCAGGUUCCUUUAAAAGUUAAAGAUAUUCCAGAAUUGAAAGAAGACUUCAGUGAACUAGGCUUAAAUAUAGGACAGCUGGGUAUUGAUGAUUCAGCACAAGUGCCUCCUGAAUUCUUUGAAAAUGAACAUGUGCGUGUUGGACAGAAAGUUUUAGCAGAGCAAGAUAGUGCUGCAGCUCAACAGUAUGUUCGGCAGGGAUGUCCAACAGCACUCCGAGCUGAUCUGUGGGCCCUCAUUCUCAAUAUUUCUAAUCAGCCAGAGGAUAUCUUGUAUUAUGAACAGCUUAAGUCCAAUGUGAUUCAGCACGACCUUUUAGUGGACAGCCUGAUAUACAAAGAUGUAAAGCUGACAGCAAGCAAUGACGACUACUAUUUUGUAUUUGAGGAUUAUUUAUAUCAGGUAUUACUCUGUUUUUCCCGAGAUACAUCUGUAUUGGAGCACUUUGCUUACAGUAGUGCCACCCCACCCAAAUCAUACAUACAAGGAAAACUCGGAAUGGAAGAAUACGCUGUUUUCUAUCCCCCAAAUGGUGUAAUUCCUUUUCAUGGCUUUUCUAUGUAUGUUGCUCCACUUUGUUUUCUGUACCAUGAACCUUCCAAAUUGUAUCAGAUAUUCCGUGAGAUGUAUGUACGUUUUUUCUUCAGACUCCAUUCCAUCUCUUCUCAUCCCUCUGGCAUUGUAUCAUUGUGUUUGCUGUUUGAGACUCUUCUGCAAACCCACCUGCCCCAGCUCUUUUAUCACCUUCGAGAAAUUGGGGCUCAGCCGCUACGAAUUUCAUUUAAAUGGAUGGUGCGAGCAUUCUCUGGUUAUUUAGCUACAGAUCAGCUCUUGCUUCUGUGGGACAGAAUCCUGGGAUACAACUCUCUAGAAAUUCUUGCUGUCCUGGCAGCUGCUGUGUUUGCCUUCCGAGCAGUCAACCUGAUGGAGGUGACAUCACUGGCUGCAGCUGAAGCUGUACUUGCCGAUCUUUCAACCCUGAAAGUUAUGCCCCUUCUUCAAAUCUUCUUGUUUGCUACUGUGACUUGAUCUGCUUCAACAAUUCCAGUUUUUCUUGAGAUGCUAAUCAUCAGCUAUGCAAUAUCUGCAUAAAACCAAAAUUAAACUGUGUGUAUAUGACCUUAAUUUUUUUCUAACUGAAAACAGUAACUUUGCACACGAGUGUGUGCGGUGCAUGCUACUGAACUUCAUUGUAAGUGCACAUUGAGAGUGACUGCUUCUGCAAAUAAACAAUAUGAACCGGUGUCUAAAAUGC
Colius striatus (speckled mousebird) is the source of this 1817-nucleotide messenger RNA. It is a transcript of the gene TBC1D19, whose product is annotated as TBC1 domain family member 19. The coding region runs from base 11 to 1591 and encodes 526 amino acids. NCBI's taxonomy places the organism in Eukaryota, Metazoa, Chordata, Aves, Coliiformes, Coliidae. The transcript has 21 exons. The record is from RefSeq and is a predicted model, not a curated record.